GGUUCUCUCUCUUUCUUAGAGCAAUCUUGUUUAAUAUACCCAUUUUGCUACUAUGUCAAAUUUGUUCACUUAUUGUGUCUUCUUUUUUGCCAUACUUUUGAACUCUCCUGCACUCUCAGUGCCUUUGAAGCUUGGUUUCUAUCAGAAAUCAUGCCCAUCAGCUGAGGCCAUAGUGAAGAGUGCUGUAACAAAAGCACUUGUCAAUGAUUCUGGCAUAGCUGCUGCCCUCAUUAGGCUCCAUUUCCAUGACUGUUUUGUAAGGGGAUGUGAUGCUUCUAUUUUGCUUGAUUCCAAACCGGGGAAUAAGGCAGAGAAAGAAAGCAUGGGAAACAAAGGAGUACAAGGAUUUGAGGUGAUAGACGAAGCUAAAGCCAAGAUAGAAGCUCAAUGCCCACAAACAGUUUCAUGUGCCGACAUAAUUGCCUUUGCAGCUCGAGAUAGUGUAUUCAGUGCUGGUGGUAUCCACUAUGAUGUCCCUGGAGGGCGUUUUGAUGGAAGGGUCUCAUUGAUAGAUGAAGUAAACAAAAAUCUUCCUGAUGCAUUUUUCAAUGUGACACAAUUGGAAAACAACUUUGCCCAAAAAGGGCUGUCACUUGAGGAAAUGGUCACACUCUCUGGGGCUCACUCUAUUGGUGACUCACAUUGCUCUCUUUUCUCAAAACGUUUAUAUUCAUUCAAUGCAAAAUAUGCACAAGAUCCCUCCAUGAAUCCUGCUUAUGCUAAUUUCUUAAAAUCUCAAUGCCCCAAACCCUCAAAAAACACCAUGCUUGAUCCUGUAGUGCCUUUUGAUCCCUCGACACCAACCCGGCUUGAUAACAACUACUAUAAGAACUUAAAAAGUUACAAGGGGCUAUUGGCUACAGAUCAAGUGCUAUGGAUUAGUUCUUUAACAAGAAAGAUGGUGAAGAAUAAUGUUAACCAUCCAAGUGCUUGGGCUUCAAAGUUUGCUGCUGCAAUGGUGCACAUGGGUUCAAUUGAUGUGCUCAAUGAGAAACAAGGUGAAAUUAGGAAGAACUGUAGGGUGGUGAAUUAGAAUAUCUUAUACCCUUUACAUGCUAUGUUUUUUUGUUUUGUUUUUUUGUUUGCGGUGUCGCCUUUUCAGUUUAGACUUUGUAACUUAAAUUGUGUGAUUUUUACAUUCUGUGUGAAUUGGUUUGGCCAGCUUUCGCCUACUUCAUUUUGGUAAAAGUGUUCUGUUUAUAUGAUGAGCAAUAAAAUGUUUAUGUUAAAAUUGUUGA
Quercus robur (English oak) is the source of this 1238-nucleotide messenger RNA. Its product is annotated as peroxidase 5-like. Gene Ontology annotation, molecular function: peroxidase activity; heme binding. Lineage: Eukaryota; Viridiplantae; Streptophyta; Magnoliopsida; Fagales; Fagaceae. The coding region runs from base 53 to 1033 and encodes 326 amino acids. The transcript has 2 exons. Gene Ontology annotation, biological process: response to oxidative stress; hydrogen peroxide catabolic process. The record is from RefSeq and is a predicted model, not a curated record. Gene Ontology annotation, cellular component: plant-type cell wall; plasmodesma.